GGUUGCCUCACUCGGCGCUUCGCUGUCCUGAGCAGAAUGUUAAAUAUGUCCUAUCCAUUCGUCCCUUGAGGGUUGUUGGCAUAGAAACCGCCAAGGGCUUCUCUCUAGUACCAUUUCACAUAGGUCAUCUUGUUCGAUCUUCUCAUAAUGGCGUUACCGGCUGUUUUCCCCCCCGCGCUCCCGGUCUGGCCCACCACAUCCUCCACACUCGGCGAACUCCUUGGCUUUGACUCCGGCCCAAAAUUUCAAUGCCUUGGCCAGACCAAAGACGUCAAACGGUGUGAGAACCGUACGAGUAAAGCCAACUCUACUCUCGUGUCUGGCCUCCUGACUCAGAUCGUGAGAAGUGGAAGUUUCACUACCGCCAAAUCACUUCUCACUCAAGUCAUUGAUGUGGUUCUGUGCCGACACCACAAGAACCAAAGUCCAUCUUGUCUCGAUUCGUGGAAAAAGAAUUUCGAUUCCUCCAAGACCCGUGGCGUCAAGAUUGAGGGAAAGGAUGACAAGUCCAUGUUGACAGGACUACAAGCCAAAAGCCCCAGAUCCCCGCGAGUGUCUAAGCUAUCGCCGGAGCCGCCAGUCAAGAUCGAGAAAGAAGCUCCGAAAAAGCCAUACUUGGCGGAUCCGAAGUCUCCUUCAAGCGGGCAUUCAUCUCCCAAAUCUCCCAAAUCGAAAUCGUCGAAGCCGAACCCUGCGAAACCAACUACCCAAGUCCACAAGUUCGAGCCCUUCGGCAAGCCAUUAUCACCUUUCGAGCUCAACAAGGCCAUAAAGAAACUCAUCUUGCGUCCAUUGAUAUCGAAGGAGAAGACAACCAAAGGAUGCAUCUAUAUCUAUACCUUCCCUGACAACUACCGCGAUGUCUCUCCAUACCUCAAGAUCGGUUAUGCCAGUGACCUCGAGAGUCGCAUGGCCGCAUGGAAGAGCAAGUGCCGCUACACGCCUCAGGUGUUAGGAAGUUUCCCCUGCGAGCUGAGCGUCAAAGUCGAAAAGCUUGUACAUGCCGAACUGAAGAACGAGCGUAAGUGUGAGGCAGGCGGGUGCCCAGCCUGUGGUGUAAAGCACCACGAGUGGUUCGAUGUGAGGAGCUCCAAGGCUGCGGGAACUGUAGGCCUCUGGACCGACUGGACCAGAUUGGAUCCGUAUGAUGAGGAAGGAAAUCUGAAAAACGAGUGGAGGGCGCGUGUUGAGCGCGUGGACUUGAGCGACCCUGGCUGCUGGAACGAGUUUGUGAAUGGUAAGCACGAUGAGGAUGAUGAAACAUCCGAUGAGGACGAAUCCGACUAUGACGAGGAUAUUGAGUCCGGGUUCUCCGAAGAUGAUAACUCGAACUAUUCCAGUGGGAACGAGUAUGAUUCUUUUAGCUCUGGUGAUGAGGACGAUGAGUAACGAGCGGGGUGAUGGUGGUGAGAUGACACUGAUGAGAUGACGAAUUGUUCCCAUGAUUGUAUCACUAACGCGGCGCUCUUUGGUUUGGAUUGGUAUUUUUAUUUAUGCCCCUUGUAGCUCUCUGUUUGGGACUUGCUUAGAUACCCACGAAUGUUUAUGAAUCUCAGCC
Messenger RNA from Ilyonectria robusta, 1558 nucleotides. RefSeq names its product meiotically up-regulated gene 113-domain-containing protein. The record is from RefSeq and is a predicted model, not a curated record. Lineage: Eukaryota; Fungi; Ascomycota; Sordariomycetes; Hypocreales; Nectriaceae. The coding region runs from base 148 to 1389 and encodes 413 amino acids. The transcript has a single exon.